Bipolaris maydis ATCC 48331 is the source of this 947-nucleotide messenger RNA. Lineage: Eukaryota; Fungi; Ascomycota; Dothideomycetes; Pleosporales; Pleosporaceae. The record is from RefSeq and is a predicted model, not a curated record.
CUUCUGUGACGAACGAGAACACGUAGUGGACGCCUUUUCGCCGAUUCGGCGCCAUUGGUCUUGAGAUCUGAACGCGUCUAUGCACAAUAUGUUUCAUUUAACGGGCAGAUAUAUGUCUGCCUGGUGCCCGGUAGCUGGGUUCAGGCCAGUUAAAGUUUCUCGACUAUCAAGACUACACUGCCGCUACUCUUAGUUGAGACUAUUGGAGCAUAAACUACCGUCGUAUAUCUCUUACUCUAUACCCUCCUCCCACAAGCCACUAGUCCAUCCCAGUGACCUCGACUACAACUCAACCCCUCCUCACUGAACACACCUGUUCCAAACUAUCUCUCACCACCAUGGCUCCCACCCCAGCAGAUACAACCCCCGAAGCCCUCUCCCCCACGCCCACCGGCUCCCUAAAAUCCAAGCCCACAACAACCUACUGGACAAAAGCAAAUAUAAUCUCCACCACAAUCUUCAUCAUUAUCUGCGUCCUUCUCCUCGCUGGCGCCCUAUCCCUCUUCCUCUACCGGCGCCAUCAGACCAAAAAGCUCGCGACACAGAAACCCGACGCCGCGGCCCUCCUCGCCCCAAACAAAGACAAGGAAAACAUGUUCAGCCGCGACCGCGCCAGCAGCGUAACGCUCUACGUCGAUUCCGAUGCCGACGACCGCAGAAAGCGCGCAAGCACCGAUACCAUGCAUCUUGUCCCCCUGCACAUUACGCCGAUGGAGGAGCACCAGGAUCCGCUUGCCGCCGGGCUUGCGACGGGUCCCGGGCGUGCUGUGACGACGGAUCGUGCCGUCAGUGUAGGAAGCAGUGUUAGCGCAACUAGUAGUAGCGGGUCGCAGGGUUCGGUGCUGUUGAGUCCCGUCGAUGGCGAGGCCGGAGUGAGGAGCGUGGGACGCCCGCGGAGUACGAGUACGGCGUCGACGCGGUCGAGGAUUGUGCAUACGGCUGUUUAG